Sitodiplosis mosellana (orange wheat blossom midge) is the source of this 3611-nucleotide messenger RNA. RefSeq names its product protein yippee (gene Yippee). The transcript is spliced from 3 exons. The record is from RefSeq and is a predicted model, not a curated record. Lineage: Eukaryota; Metazoa; Arthropoda; Insecta; Diptera; Cecidomyiidae. The coding region runs from base 285 to 692 and encodes 135 amino acids.
CAUAUUGCAAUCGUGCGCGUACACACAAAGAAAACGAACAAGAGGAGAGAAGAAAAAAAACAAUAAUAUUUAUGAACAAAGUAAAAGUGACAAAGGCAGAGAACACUUCGAUCAAGUGAACAUAUUCAAAAUAAACUCGGAAACUGUUUCGAUUGUUGUUUGCUUUUUGUUGCGAAAAUAAUAGAAAAGUAUUAUACUCGUGAAAAGCCACUUCAAUUCGCCAAAAUUCACAAAAGAACGCACUGAAUUUGAAGAACGCAGCCAGCAAAAAAAGGCAGAUAAAGAUGGGACGCGUAUUUUUGGAUCAUAUAAAUGGCACAAAAUUGUAUUCGUGUGCUUCUUGCGAUACAAAUUUGACCAACAAGAGCGAGCUAAUUAGCACUCGGUUCACGGGUGCCACGGGUCGUGCAUUGCUUUUCAAGCGUGUUGUCAACUUGACAUACACAACCAUUCAAGAUCGUGUCAUGUUAACUGGUCGUCACAUGGUCCGUGAUGUCAUGUGCAAGAAUUGCAAAACAAAACUGGGUUGGAUGUAUGAAUAUGCGACAGAAGACAGCCAAAAGUACAAAGAAGGUCGCGUGAUUUUGGAGCAAGCUCUAAUCGCUGAAUCAGAAGGUUUCCCCGAUCCAUAUGCCUCACAGCAGCCGACGGUGAAUCAUCGGUACAAUAAUCAGAAUCACUUUCAAGAAUAAAAUGCUUCUCUUUCAUUACAUAUAAGGAUUUUCUUGAAUCGAAAAGUUUAAAUAUUUUAGACUUUUCGUUUUGCAUUAUUUUCACUAAAAAUUAUUAAAACCCAAUAAAUGCGUUAAUCUCAAAUCAAAGCCUGGUUUCAUCCCUUCAAUAACAUCAUUGCCAUUUGUUUGUUUAUGUUCAAUUGUUUACCAGUUCGUUAUUGGCAAUAGAAAUGUUAUUGCUUGUUAGUGUUUAUCUACUGGGUUAGUGUUUAGCGCCAUCUCUCGGUCAACCAUCCAAAAUUUACGAAAACCCAAAAUUAUUACGAAUCUGCGCUGCUAUCAGUGCUCACAAAUAUAUGGGAGAAAAGACGUCAAAACUUCUUCGUUCGUAUUUUCAGUGAAUUUUUUUAGUCAUAUGACACUUUGCUUUCCACUGUUCAAUAAGGCGAUUAUACCGUCAGUGUUGGAAAAAAACUAAUCAUAUCAAUAGUGUUUCGGUUUUUGUGAUUAAAUUUGCUCCUUUUUUUCGCAAACAAAAUGACGGGAUCAGCGUUUAACAUUGACGGUGGCUAUUUAGAAGGAUUGUGUCGUGGUUUUAAAUGUGGAAUUUUAAAACAAUCGGAUUACCUGAACUUGGUUCAGUGUGAAACUCUUGAAGGUCUGUAUGAAAACAUUUUUUUUUAUCAUCAAUAUGAAUUCUUUAUCUCUGUGUUUCCGCUUUAUUAUAAACAUAUUUAACAUAAAAAGAUAUGCUUUAUUCGGAGAAGCUUUAUGAAUUUCCCGUAUUUAAUCGCUUCCAAAGUGAAUCACUGAAAAAACCAUUUAUCUGUAUGUUUUAUCAUCGAUUUUGCGUUAGCCUUAGUAAUCACAGUAUGAAUAGACAAAGUGUCAUGUCAGUCAUAUGAUCAAUUUACACUGAAUCACAAUUUGUUUUUCUAACUGUAAAAAAUGAGUUGAAAAUAGCAUAUUAAGUAAGAAAAAUUGUUUUUUUUUCAAAUUUCAGAUUUAAAACUUCAUUUGCAAGGAACUGAUUAUGGGCAAUUUUUGGCCAAUGAGCCAUCACCAUUGUCUGUAUCGGUUAUAGAUGAUAAGCUUCGUGAAAAAUUGGUGAUUGAAUUCCAACAUUUGAGAAACCAUGCCGUCGAACCGUUGUCCACAUUUUUGGAUUUCAUCACGUACAGUUACAUGAUCGAUAACAUCAUUUUAUUGAUCACUGGUACGUUGCAUCAACGUCCAAUUUCUGAAUUGAUUCCAAAAUGUCAUCCGUUGGGCAGUUUCGAGCAGAUGGAAGCCAUUCAUGUGGCUGCCAAUCCAGCUGAGCUGUACAAUGCCGUGUUGGUCGAUACACCAUUGGCCCCAUUCUUUGUUGAUUGCAUUUCCGAACAGGAUUUGGAUGAAAUGAACAUCGAAAUUAUCCGGAACACAUUGUACAAGGCUUAUUUGGAAGCUUUCUACGACUUCUGUAAAGGCAUUGGCGGCACCACGGCCGAUGUGAUGUGCGAAAUUUUGGCUGUGAGUUUAAUUUUAUACCAAUUUUCUGUUUCUUUGACAAUGAUUUUCCAUUUUUUUUUUCGGAAUAUUUUCGAUAAUUUAUACCAAAAUUACGGUGAUAAAGACGAUUUUUGAUAAACAACUAGCGAUAAGACCAUUUUAAUUUCCUUCCAAGUAACGAUGACCUUCUUAAUUUCCGCAUAGUUUGAAGCCGAUCGUCGUGCCAUCAUCAUUACCAUCAAUUCAUUUGGAACGGAAUUGUCAAAAGAUGACCGUUCGAAAUUGUAUCCACGCUGUGGUAAAAUGAAUCCAGAUGGUUUGGCCGCAUUGGCUCGUGCCGAUGAUUACGAACAGGUGAAGGCCGUCGCUGAAUACUAUGCCGAAUAUGCUGCCCUAUUCGAUGGCUCGGGUAACAAUCCGGGUGACAAAACUUUGGAAGACAAAUUCUUCGAACAUGAGGUACGUCUUUCGAAUAUUUGGCCUUACCAAUUACUUGGUUAGAAAAUUCGAAAUUUUUGGCCUGUUGUCAAAUAUUUGGAAUAAACUGACCUUCCUUUUCUCUCUUUCUCUAUUCAUAAUUGAUCGAUAUUUUUCUUCAUUCAUCAGGUCAAAUUGAAUGUGUAUGCAUUCAUUCAACAAUUCCACUUUGGAGUGUUCUAUGCAUACUUGAAGCUAAAGGAACAAGAAUGCCGUAACAUUGUUUGGAUAUCGGAAUGUGUUGCACAGAAACAUCGCGCCAAAAUCGACAAUUAUAUUCCAAUUUUCUAAUCAAAGUAAACGCUUGAUGACGAUAUGCAUGAGAUAAACCAUCAUCAGUUCUACGGCAAAAAUAACAACAACAACAACCACAACAGCAACAAAAUAUCUCACCGAUAGAACAAAAUGCAUGUUCGAUUCAUCGAAAUUGGAGUAAAUUUUUAUUUUUUAGCUUAAAAUCUUUGUGAAUUCGGCUUUAAACAACAAAAAAAUGUGCGCAAACGACAUUCCUCAUUCAUGAAGUUUUAAAAACCAAAACUUAUCACCAGUUCUUGGCAAAAAGUAUUAUUUUAGUCGCAGCUCGCCAGAACUUAUCUAUAUAUAUUGUAUAUUGGAAUCACUGAUCAACUUUUAUUUGUUUUUCCUUCAGUGUAAUUUUUAUUCGCGCCCCCUUUCAAGUGUUAAACAGCACAAAUAGCUCUGUAUAUUGUUUUUUUUCUCUUCUUCAUGUAAAUUAACCUGUUUCAAACAUCAACAACAACAACAACAAAAUACAAAAUCUUAAAAUUAUUACUUCUACAUUGAACUGCUCAUCAGAUUUGCAUUUCGAGAAUUAGAAAACGAAUUGCAUUGAAAAUUGUAAUACCCUCUCUGGUUCAGUUCUAUAUUCAAAGUGUAAAAACAAACAACCAAUUGUAAUUCAUUGUAGAUGUUAAACAAAUAAAGUUUAUUGUGGGAGUUUUAGUUGAA